Dromiciops gliroides (monito del monte) is the source of this 2220-nucleotide messenger RNA. RefSeq names its product fibrinogen gamma chain (gene FGG). The transcript is spliced from 10 exons. The record is from RefSeq and is a predicted model, not a curated record. Gene Ontology annotation, cellular component: fibrinogen complex. The coding region runs from base 94 to 1401 and encodes 435 amino acids. Gene Ontology annotation, biological process: blood coagulation; platelet activation; protein polymerization. NCBI's taxonomy places the organism in Eukaryota, Metazoa, Chordata, Mammalia, Microbiotheria, Microbiotheriidae. Gene Ontology annotation, molecular function: signaling receptor binding.
GAGUUCACAUAAAAGGGUAGGAAGAGAGUGAGGUGCUUUAACAGAGGCUUGCUCUGCAGACAGGGGACAGAAGGGCAGAGCAUUCCAGCCACUAUGCAGUUGUCCUGGCAUCCCCGGAGGUUAGCUCUGCAUUGCUCCACGUUACUCUUACUCUUUUCAACAUGCCAAGCAUAUUUUGCCACCAAAGACAACUGCUGCAUUUUAGAUGAGCGAUUUGGUAGCUAUUGCCCAACUACUUGCGGGAUUGCAGAUUUCUUAAACAAAUACCAAACCACCAUAGACCAGGACUUAAGGCACAUGGAAGAAACCUUGAGGGAUAUUGAUAAUAAGACAGCAGAAUCCACACUGCUGAUCCAGAAAAUCCAAAUCGGCCAGACUCCUGAUCCAAGACCUCAAAAUGUGAUCGGUGAUGUUACUCAGAAGUCAAGGAAGAUGAUUGAUGAGAUUAUGAAAUAUGAAGCAUUGGUUAUCACACAUGGAAACAGUAUUAAGUAUUUGCAAGAUAUGUUGCUUUCAAACAACCAAAAGAUUAAUCAAUUGAAACAAAAGGCAGCUGAGCUUGAAGCCAAAUGUCAGGAGCCUUGUAGAGAUUCAGUUCAAAUACAAGAAACCACUGGAAAAGAUUGUCAAGACAUUGCAAACAAGGGGGCCUCAGUAAGCGGUCUUUACUUUGUCAAGCCAUUAAAAGCCAAGACUCAGUUCUUGGUCUAUUGCGAGAUAGAUUCAGCAGGCAAUGGAUGGACUGUGCUUCAGAAGAGAUUGGAUGGGAGCCUGGACUUCAAGAAAAACUGGGUUCAGUAUAAGGAAGGAUUUGGACAUCUGUCUCCGAAUGGCAACACUGAGUUUUGGCUGGGAAAUGAAAAGAUUCACCUUCUAAGCACCCAGACAACAAUUCCAUAUGCAUUAAGAAUAGAAUUGGAAGACUGGUCUGGCAAAAGAAGCACGGCUGACUAUGCCAUGUUCAAGGUGGGUCCUGAAGCAGACAAGUACCGGCUGACCUACGGCUAUUUCAUUGGAGGAGAUGCAGGAGAUGCCUUUGAUGGUUUUGAUUUUGGCGAUGAUCCAAGUGACAAAUUCUUCACCUCCCACCUUGGCAUGCAGUUCAGUACCUGGGACAAUGACAAUGAUAAGUUUGAGGGCAACUGCGCUGAACAGGAUGGCUCUGGCUGGUGGAUGAACAAAUGUCAUGCGGGUCACCUCAAUGGUGUCUACUACCAAGGGGGCACUUACUCAAAAUCAUCAACUACCAAUGGCUAUGAUAAUGGCAUUAUCUGGGCUACCUGGAAGUCAAGGUGGUACUCCAUGAAGAAAACUACCAUGAAGAUUAUUCCAUUCAACAGACUUUCGAUAGAUGGCCAGCAACAACACUUGGGUGGAGUCAAACAGGUUGGAGAUGUUUAAAAGGAGGCUCCAAACAUGACCUAUACUUUAAAGGACUUUUAUCUGAACAGAGACAUUUUGUUUUAUCAAUGGGAGAGUGGACUUAUGCCCCACAUACUUCAUUUUCGCAGUAUUGAUCUGCAGUAUUGGAACUGUCACAACUUUGUGCAUGUGAUAAUUUAUGUGUCAUUUCAAUUAAAAAAUUCUUAUCCAUGAACAAAUGCCCUAUGCCAUUACUUGAUCCUUAACCAAAACCCAAAAUAUUUCACAUUUAAGGAUAUAGAUGUUUCUUAUAUCACAGGAUGGGCAUGUAAUGAAACAUAUGGGGCAGUUGUAGAAAAGCAGAAGACACGUCUCCUGACAUCAAAAGAGUUGACAACAAGCUGCGAUAGAAGUUCAAUGAGACUAAACACCAGUAAUCAGGAGUGACAGAAGUGUAAGACCUAUGUAGUCAUAAACACAAGUCACAAAGUCUUGGAGAGCUAAAUGUAAACAGCUACUUUGAUUCCAAGAAAUGCCCAUGAGUGCCAAGGAAAUGUAAUGCAUAGUGUUCCAAAAGUCUCCAUGCAUUUUCAAGCUAUUAAUGGCUUAAAAUGCACUCAUACUUUUGGGACACUCAUAUUUAAAAUGUUCGGAACAUUCACAUUAUGCCUGAAUUUCAAUAUUUCUUUCUACAUUCUCUAUUAUUGUUGACUAUGAGACUGUAAGCUCCAUGAGAGCAGGGACAGUAGUUUUUUUAUACAUAUAUAUAUAUCUAUAUAUCUAAAUUGUGUUUCUUGCCCAGCACAGUAGUCUUGUGUACGGUAGGGGCUUAAUAAAUAUUUCUGGCAUUGAAUUCAA